This is a messenger RNA of Coffea arabica (coffee), 1541 nucleotides long. Its product is annotated as putative F-box only protein 15. NCBI's taxonomy places the organism in Eukaryota, Viridiplantae, Streptophyta, Magnoliopsida, Gentianales, Rubiaceae. The record is from RefSeq and is a predicted model, not a curated record. Gene Ontology annotation, molecular function: protein binding.
UUUUGGGCGAUUUUGCUUUGGAAAAAUUCAACUAUGGCCAUGGAGGUCAGCCAUACGCUCAAAAGGUACAACCUCCGUCCUCGUCGUGCUCACAAGAGAGUGGGAUGGUGUGCAUCAGGUAGCCUUCGACAAUGUAAGAGGCAUAACCUACGUCCUCGCACUAAUGAUCAGAAGAAACAGAGGUCUUCUAUCCCUUACCUUUCACCAGAAAUUGUCUUCAAUAUUCUCGUCUACCUUCCUGCUGACAUACUUUACAAUGUGGUGAGGUAUGUCUGUCGGGAGUGGUACAAGAUAAUCUCUAGUCCAACAUUUGUUGAUGCGCACCUCCAAAAGGUGGACAGGGGCAUCCUUAUCAGGCAAAGCUAUCCAGAAUACUAUAUACAUUAUGUGGAAAUGGUGAAACGUGAUCUUGAGGUCAUUGAGUUAGACUCUUCUGCUUUGCCAAUAUAUAGUAUGAGUAGCUGUAAUGGUUUGGUGUUAAUGGGUAAAAGUGAAAAGGAAAAUCGUUAUGUUGCAAAUUUGGUUACAAAGGAAGUCGUAAACAUCCCUCCUCCUUCAGCUGCAGCCAAGGCAAAUAUAUGUUUUUCGGCUAUGGGAUAUACUUGUUCCAAGAAAUAUAAACUGGUUGAGUUCUACUAUAGUCAUCAGUGGACAUUAGAAAUAGGGAUCCUGACACUUGGUGUUGAUAAAGAAUGGAGGUGUCUUUGUCAACUGGAUGGAACUUGGAAAUUUGAGAAAUUUAGAGGCAUUGACUUAAUUUUCAAGAAGCCAAUUGUGAGUACUGAUGGGAUUUUGCAUUGGCCACAUGAUCAGCAUCCCUUAGUUCUUAAUUUAGAUCUCGAAACUGAGACUUUCUACAUAUGUGCUGCUCCACAAUGUUCUGAGAUGAAAAGAAGGAGAUAUUUGGGAACUGGGCAGUCACUUUGUUUUAUGGAUUACUUGGGGAAGUUUUCUUGGGAGCUGUGGUUGCUAAAAGAUGCAGAAACUGGAGAAUGGACUAAGCUGGCCAAUAUCGAUCUAGGGCCUCACAAGCAAAUGCUUCGGCGCAGUUUAUGUCCAGGAGGGUUUCAAAUUGUGCCUGUUGGUUGGCUGAAAGAUGGGGAGAUUGUAAUCUUCUACGUUGUACAUGAAGAUGGAAUCCCAAAUGAAAGGUGCUACCAUCAUAAGAUACAUCCGACGAGAAACUGCAUUACUUACAAUGUGAAGACAGGAGUGAUCAAAUCAUUUCACCUGGAGAAGGGUAGGGUUUUUCAAAUGAAUGAGACUUGGAGGUAUAUUCCGCAUGCCAAGACCUUGGUUUCUCCAAAAUUUCCAGUCAGUUAGUUGCUCUUUUUUUCUAUUCAAAAAAGAAAAAAAAUGGAAAAUCAGUAUGAGAUGGAAGAAGAGGGAAGAAAGAUUGGUUGCAAUUAGAAUAGGAUCAUUGUUGUGAGAUGAGUCUUUCUUUCCCCCUUAAUUGAUUGUUGUUGUGUCAUGAAGGUUGGAUUAAUUUCAUUGUUCUUUAUGGUUGCACUGUGAUCGUAAGAGUAUUUCACAUUUUUGUU